UUUUUUUUUUUUUUUUUUUAAUGUUUUUUUUUUUUUUUUUUUUUUUUUUUUUUUUUUUUUUUUUUUUCUGAAUCCAUUGGCUGCUGAAAGGCCUGCACUAACUUGUUCUCUGUGUGCUUCACUGCGUCUCCCUUUUCCCCCCACCAGGUCACAUGGUAUCAGAGAGGAAGACUGCAGCAGAGGAAGCUGAGCAGCUGUCAGCAGCAGCAGCCGACAGCAGCAGCAGCAGCAGAAGCAGCAGUGGGGGUUGGGUGGUUAGCGGGCAGGCUAGGGCUAGGAGUGAGCGAGUAGCAUCACGCCUUGAGGAAAGGAAGGUGCAGCCCCCUCCCCGCCCUCACCUCCCCUCCCCCUUACUUGGAGUUAGGGCAGGAGCAUGGAGCCCAGCCCCCUUCUCACUUCCUCUCCUCCCUCUUUCCCCUCCCGCCAGCAGCAUCACGCCUUGAGAGGAAAGGAAGGGAUGAGCUGACUGAGGGGCAAUGCAGGGCGGCUGCAUCUACCACCCGUGUAAGUUGAGUGAGAGGGAGAUGAGAAAGGGUGCCUGAAACCCCUCAGGGUGACUAGAGUGAUGGGCAAUGGAGGCGCCGCCGCUGCAAGUUGAGUGAGAGCGAGAUGAGAAAGGGGGCCUGAAACCCCUCAGGGUGACUAGAGUGGUGGGCAAUGGAGGCGGCUGCAACCACCGCUGCAAGUUGAGUGAGAGCGAGAUGAGGAAGGGGCCUGAAACCCCCCAGGGUGACUAGAAUGGUGGGCAAUGGAGACGGCUGCAACCACCGCUAGAAGGGAGAAGAAAGUUGAGUGAGAGGGAGAGGAAAAAUGGGCCCUGAAAGCCCCCUGGGCGAGUUUAAAGUUAAUUGAGGGGCAAGGGAGGGCGGUUGCACCUACCAACGAAGUAUGUCGGGUGAGAGGGGAGGAGAAAGGGGGCCUGAAACCAUCAGGGUAUGUUGAGUGAAGGGCAACGGAGGGAGGCUGCUGCAACCAUGAGACAAGAGUAAGCUAGUUGUGAGAGGAGCGUGCAAUGGGGGGCUGUUACAAGGAUCAACAGUGUAAGUUGAGAGCUGGGUGAUGAGACAAGGGGGCCUGAAACCCCCUGGGUGAGUUGAUUGAGGGGCAAUGGGGGGCUGCUACAACAACCCACUGUGUAAGUUGAGAGGAGGGUGAUGAGACAUGGGGGCCUGAAACUAGAC
This is a messenger RNA of Closterium sp. NIES-67, 1181 nucleotides long. The record is from the annotation of a GenBank genome assembly. Lineage: Eukaryota; Viridiplantae; Streptophyta; Zygnematophyceae; Desmidiales; Closteriaceae.